Gastrolobium bilobum is the source of this 660-nucleotide messenger RNA. RefSeq lists its product as uncharacterized. Gene Ontology annotation, molecular function: zinc ion binding; ubiquitin-protein transferase activity. Gene Ontology annotation, cellular component: membrane. Gene Ontology annotation, biological process: protein ubiquitination. The coding region runs from base 1 to 660 and encodes 219 amino acids. The transcript has 7 exons. NCBI's taxonomy places the organism in Eukaryota, Viridiplantae, Streptophyta, Magnoliopsida, Fabales, Fabaceae. The record is from RefSeq and is a predicted model, not a curated record.
AUGGAUGAGCAAAUUAAGCCAUCUCCUAAUAUAUUAGUACAGUGUCGAAUAUGCCACGAUGAGGAUGAAGACUCAAACAUGGAGACACCCUGUUCUUGUUGUGGCACCUUAAAGUAUGCACAUAGAAAAUGUGUUCAAAGAUGGUGUGAUGAGAAAGGUGAUACUACCUGUGAGAUUUGCCAACAGCAACUUAAGCCAGGCUAUACUGCACCGCCACCACCUCCCCUAACAUAUUAUGGUGGUUCUCCAACAAAUUUUGGAGGGAACUGGGAGAUUUCAAGAAGGGAUCUUCAUAAUCAUCACUUCAUAGCAUUAUUAGCAGCUUAUCGCGAAUUCCUAGACCCUGAAAUUGAAUAUCCAGCACCCUCUACAAGGAGCCUGAUAUGCUGCCGAAUUAUUGCUAUUAUAUUUAUUGUUCUUCUUGUUUUACGCCAUACACUUCCAAUCAUAUUUAUAAUCAGUGGAGGGGGAGAGUAUUCAUUGAUAGUGUUUAUGUUCGAAGGAUUGAGAAUUAUUGGAAUAAUGGUACCAGUGUAUAUAAUGGUUAAAGCUAUUAUUGCUAUCCAACGGCUUCAAUAUCAGGAUCAUCAUACCCCAAUGCAAUCACUUGGGGAAAAUGACAUGGGGCACUCUCAGUUUCGUGUCAUUCAUAUUGGGUGA